AUGGCAGCUGCUUUCCCCUGGCUACAACCCCCCCGUCAGCUGGUUCCCCCUGGCUUCAACCCCCCCGUCAGCUGGUUCCCCCUGGGUUCAACCCCCCCGUCAGCUGGUUCCCCCUGGCUUCAACCCCCCCGUCAGCUGGUUCCCCCUGGGUUCAACCCCCCGUCAGCUGGUUCCCCCUGGCUUCAACCCCCCCCCCCGUCAGCUGGUUUCCCCUGGGUUCAACCCCCCCCCGUCAGCUGGUUCCCCCUGGCUUCAACCCCCCAGUCAGCUGGUUCCCCCUGGCUUCAACCCCCCCGUCAGCUGGUUCCCCCUGGGUUCAACCCCCCCGUCAGCUGGUUCCCCCUGGCUUCAACCCCCCCCCCGUCAGCUGGUUCCCACCCCCCCCCCCCCCGUCAGCUGGUUCCCCCUGGCUUCAACCCCCCCGUCAGCUGGUUCCCCCUGGGUUCAACCCCCCGUCAGCUGGUUCCCCCUGGCUUCAACCCCCCCCCCCCCCGUCAGCUGGUUUCCCCUGGGUUCAACCCCCCCCCCGUCAGCUGGUUCCCCCUGGGUUCAACCCCCCCGUCAGCUGGUUCCCCCUGGCUUCAACCCCCCCCCCGUCAGCUGGUUUCCCCUGAGUUCAACCCCCCCCCCGUCAGCUGGUUCCCCCUGGCUUCAACCCCCCCGUCAGCUAGUUCCCCCUGGCUUCAACCCCCCCGUCAGCUGGUUGCCCCUGGGUUCAACCCCCCCGUCAGCUGGUUCCCCCUGGCUUCAACCCCCCCCCGUCAGCUGGUUCCCACCCCCCCCCCCGUCAGCUGGUUCCCCCUGGCUUCAACCCCCCCGUCAGCUGGUUCCCCCUGGCUUCAACCCCCCCGUCAGCUGGUUCCCCCCUGGGUUCAACCCCCCCGUCAGCUGGUUCCCCCUGGGUUCAACCCCCCCGUCAGCUGGUUCCCCCUGGGUUCAACCCCCCCCUGGUUCCCCCUGGGUUCAACCCCUCCCCCCCCCGUCAGCUGGUUCCCCCUGGCUUCAACCCCCCCGUCAGCUGGUUCCCCCUGGGUUCAACCCCCCCGUCAGCUGGUUCCCCCUGGCAUCAACCCCCCGUCACCUGGUUCCCCCUGGGUUCAACCCCCCCGUCAGCUGGUUUCCCCUGGCUUCAACCCCCCCGUCAGCUGGUUCCCCCCUGGGUUCAACCCCCCCGUCAGCUGGUUUCCCCUGGGUUCAACCCCCCCCCCCCGUCAGCUGGUUCCCCCUGGCUUCAACCCCCCCCGUCAGCUGGUUCCCCCUGGCUUCAACCCCCCCCUGGUUCCCCCUGGCUUCAACCCCCCCGUCAACUGGUUCCCCCUGGCUUCAACCCCCCCGUCAGCUGGUUGCCCCUGGGUUCAACCCCCCCGUCAGCUGGUUCCCCCUGGGUUCAACCCCCCCGUCAGCUGGUUCCCCCUGGAUUCAACCCCCCCGUCAGCUGGUUCCCCCUGGGUUCAACCCCCCCGUCAGCUGGUUUCCCCUGGCUUCAACCCCCCCGUCAGCUGGUUCCCCCCUGGGUUCAACCCCCCCGUCAGCUGGUUUCCCCUGGGUUCAACCCCCCCCCCGUCAGCUGGUUCCCCCUGGGUUCAACCCCCCCGUCAGCUGGUUCCCCCUGGCUUCAACCCCCCCGUCAGCUGGUUCCCCCUGGGUUCAACCCCCCCGUCAGCUGGUUUCCCCUGGCUUCAACCCCCCCGUCAGCUGGUUCCCCCCUGGGUUCAACCCCCCCGUCAGCUGGUUUCCCCUGGGUUCAACCCCCCCCCCGUCAGCUGGUUCCCCCUGGCUUCAACCCCCCCGUCAGCUGUUUCCCCCUGGCUUCAACCCCCCCGUCAGCUGGUUCCCCCUGGCUUCAACCCCCCCGUCAGCUGGUUCCCCCUGGCUUCAACCCCCCCCUGGUUCCCCCCUGGGUUCAACCCCCCCGUCAGCUGGUUCCCCCUGGGGUCAACCCCCCCGUCAGCUGGUUCCCCCUGGGUUCAACCCCCCCGUCAGCUGGUUCCCCCUGGGUUCAACCCCCCCCGUCAGCUGGUUCCCCCUGGGUUCAACCCCUCCCCCCCCCUGGUUCCCCCUGGCUUCGAAACCCCCCGUCAGCUGGUUCCCCCUGGCUUCAACCCCCCCCUGGUUCCCCCUGGCUUCAACCCCCCCGUCAGCUGGUUCCCCCUGGGUUCAACCCCCCCGUCAGCUGGUUCCCCCUGGCUUCAACCCCCCCCCCCGUCAGCUGGUUCCCACCCCCCCCCGUCAGCUGGUUCCCCCUGGCUUCAACCCCCCCGUCAACUGGUUCCCCCUGGCUUCAACCCCCCCGUCAGCUGGUUCCCCCCUGGGUUCAACCCCCCCGUCAGCUGGUUCCCCUUGGGUUCAACCCCCCCGUCAGCUGGUUCCCCCUGGGUUCAACCCCCCCGUCAGCUGGUUCCCCCUGGCUUCAACCCCCCCCGUCAGCUGGUUCCCCCUGGGUUCAACCCCUCCCCCCCCGUCAGCUGGUUCCCCCUGGGUUGA
Messenger RNA from Salvelinus fontinalis (brook trout), 2484 nucleotides. RefSeq names its product basic proline-rich protein-like. The transcript is spliced from 7 exons. Bases 1 to 2484 code for a protein of 827 amino acids. The record is from RefSeq and is a predicted model, not a curated record. Lineage: Eukaryota; Metazoa; Chordata; Actinopteri; Salmoniformes; Salmonidae.